Molecule: messenger RNA, 429 nt
Organism: Prunus armeniaca (apricot)
Lineage: Eukaryota; Viridiplantae; Streptophyta; Magnoliopsida; Rosales; Rosaceae
Source: the annotation of a GenBank genome assembly
AUGUUUUUGCUUGCAGAAGUAGCUGAAGCAAGCAAGGAAGUUGUGGAUUUUCUCUUCACUCUUCUGUCCUUGCAUGUUGCAACUGUGACUAGGCUCCUUCUCUCUAAUGCUGGCAUGGUUGGUUGCUUAGGCAAACUUUACGAGAGUCUCGAAAGUCUCAGUGACACAUACAUGCAACACAAUCUUAACAAAGACUCCCUGCUGAAACCCAAGACAACAAUUUCUGGCGCUAACAUCCUUCAUUUGUCAGCCAAAAAUGACCCGAAUGCGCCUAAAUGGCUCUACCUCUGUGCAAAUUGCAACCGCCAUAUUUCUGAUAGUCCUGUAACAACUUGUCCAACGUGCAUUUCACUCAAAAUGUCCAACAAGUCCAAGAAACCAAUCUGCUUUCCCAAUGAUCCUUUUGCACUGUCGUUGAUACAAAAAUGA